AUGGCUGGUAAAGGCAAAGAUGCCAGUAGUUCCAACACCAAGGGAAAAAAGAAGGAAGUGAAGAAAGAGACUGGCCUAGGUCUCUCAGUCAAGAAAGAUGACAACUUUGGAGAGUGGUAUUCUGAGGUUGUCGUUAAUGGUGAGAUGAUUGAGUACUAUGACAUAUCUGGUUGUUAUAUUUUACGGCCAUGGGCGAUGUCCAUUUGGGAGAUCUUGCAAACCUUCUUUGAUGCUGAAAUUAAGAAAAUGAAAAUCAAAAACUGCUACUUCCCCCUUUUUGUGUCCCCUGGUGUUCUACAAAAGGAAAAGGAUCAUAUAGAGGGGUUUGCUCCAGAGGUUGCAUGGGUUACAAAGUCAGGAGAAUCUGAGCUGGAAGUGCCCAUUGCCAUUCGGCCAACUAGUGAAACUGUUAUGUAUCCUUAUUUUUCUAAGUGGAUUAGGGGACACCGUGAUUUACCUCUGAGACUUAACCAGUGGUGCAAUGUUGUAAGAUGGGAGUUUAGCAAUCCUACUCCAUUUAUCAGGAGUAGAGAGUUUCUUUGGCAAGAAGGGCAUACUGCUUUUAUGAAGAUUCCGAACUUUUUACUUUUGACUAAAUCUUGCUUCAUUAGCUCUUGUUGCCGGAUCAAGGAAUGCCUAUCAUGCUGCGGCGUUAAACUAUUAUUUUUGUGCUGGCUUCAAGAGAGUUUUUUGGUCCUUGAGAUUCUGGAAUUGUAUAGACGUAUUUAUGAAGAAUUCUUGGCUGUACCUGUUAUUAAGGGCAAGAAAAGCGAGCAUGAGAAGUUUGCUGGUGGACUUUACACCACUACUGUUGAGGCUUUUAUCCCGAACACGGGGCGUGGUAUUCAAGGUGCAACAUCACACUGUUUGGGCCAAAAUUUUGCUAAAAUGUUUGAGAUCAAUUUUGAAAAUGAUAAAGGAGAAAAGGCUAUGGUCUGGCAGAAUUCAUGGGCUUAUACUACCAGAACAAUAGGGGUAAUGAUAAUGGUUCACGGGGAUGAUAAAGGCUUGGUGCUGCCUCCUAAAAUAGCUUCUAUCCAAACCUUGAAUGAAUCUGGCAUUCGCGCCGAGGUGGAUUCUCGAGAUAACUACUCACCUGGAUGGAAGUAUUCAAAUUGGGAAAUGAAAGGUGUUCCUCUUAGGAUUGAAAUAGGCCCCAAGGACUUGGCUAAUAAUCAGGUGCGUGCUGUCCGACGUGAUAAUUCGGCCAAAAUCGAUAUUCCUAUGGCCAAUUUGGUUGAACAAGUGAACGACUUGCUCAAUGACAUCCAGAAAAGUCUCUUUGAAGUUGCAAAACAAAAAAGAGAUGCCUGCAUUCACACUGUAAAUACAUGGGAAGAAUUUGCAGAAGCACUGAUACAAAAGAAAAUGAUUCUGGCUCCGUGGUGCGAUGAGGAGGUAUGA
Molecule: messenger RNA, 1404 nt
Organism: Fraxinus pennsylvanica
Lineage: Eukaryota; Viridiplantae; Streptophyta; Magnoliopsida; Lamiales; Oleaceae
Source: the annotation of a GenBank genome assembly